Molecule: messenger RNA, 2285 nt
Organism: Bursaphelenchus okinawaensis
Lineage: Eukaryota; Metazoa; Nematoda; Chromadorea; Rhabditida; Aphelenchoididae
Source: the annotation of a GenBank genome assembly
AUGGACGUAGACGCACUGGACUCGAUCUCAGCGUCGGUGAAGAAGAUGAGCUUGGGCAAGUCGAAGCCGUUUCUGAUAAAGAAACACAUCAAGUUGUUGCAUCAUUGUCUGAAGAUUCUGCCCAAUGCCUACUUGAGUUUGGAUGGAAGCCGGUAAGUUUUUAUUGUUUUUUUUUUGUUUUUAGGUUGCAAUUGAAGUAAAUGAACUUAUUUAAGUGUAAGGGGAUCUACUUUUUUAUUAAAACUUGGGGUGUUUGAACAAAAUGUUUCUCCUUGGUUUUUAAAAUGUUGCCCUUGUGUAAAUAAAUUGACUCAUAGCUGUUGUAGUGUAAAUACGUUGGGUUGAUAGUAAAGUUAUUUAUUGUUUGUUUAAAUAACAGUAUUUACAUAUGUUUAGGCCGACUUUGUUGUUCUUUUGCAUAAGCGCGAUGGACAUACUGGAUCAAAUGGGAGAUCUACCGGCCGAACGGAAGAGGGAUAUGAUUGAGUAUCUUUACCGACUUCAAAUUACCUCAAAGAAUGGUAAGAAUUAACUUUUGGCAAUAUUUAUGUUUAUAUUAUUUUUGAAAACUACAAUUUUUAUUUUCUAACUGUGGCUUUAGAAGUGCCAUCAGAAUCAUACGGAUUUCGAGGCCAUAUAUAUUCGUAUUUGGAUCCCGUGUCGAAUACGGAAGUGAUCUCAGAGUACGAGUCAGCUCACAUUGCUCAAACAUACAGUGCAUUAUGUUGUUUGUUAAUUCUUGGCGAUAACUUGGAACAAGUUGAUAGAACAGCGACAUUGAGUGCGUUGCGACAAUGUCAACAGCCGGAUGGAAGGUACGUUAAGGUUUUUUGUUUUCUUAGUCAGGUUAUAGCGCACUUUUGCUUUGUCUUCCGGUUUUUCUUGUUUUUUUUGUAGUUAUAUAGACUUAUGUUUUGUUAAACAAGGUACAUAAACAUGGUUUUACACUAAAAAUAAUUUAAGAAAAGUAGGUAGAUUAUAGUUUUUUGCUAUUUUCGUAUUUUGAUGUGAUUAUGUUUUAGUUUUUCGGCUUUUUCAAAUCAGUCAGAAAGCGAUAUGAGAUUCGUGUUUUGUGCUGUAUCAAUUUCCUAUAUUCUCAACGAUUUCUCAUUUAUCAACGUCGAUCUUUUGUGUGACUUUAUUCAAAAAAGUGUCAGUUAUGAUGGUGGUAUUGGCCAGGGACCAAAGUUUGAAAGUCAUGGUAGGUUUCUUGAUCUUAUUGGUAUAUUAUGUAAAAAACUUUAAAAGUUUGUAUGCAAAGUUUUUUGUAAAAGAACUCAUAGGUUGUUUAAGUAAUUCUGUGCUCCGUAGCUCUGAAAAUUUGCGUUGAGAGGAAAACAGAAUUAUUUGAAUUUUUUGUUAAAAUUAUUUAAAUCUUAACUUUUUAGGUGGGUCAACGUACUGUGCUAUUGCUAGUCUAUGCUUAAUGGGCAGACUGUGGGAUUACUCAGUGUUGAGUAAGAAACAAUUGGAAAAGUUAAAACGAUGGGCGCUACAGAAGCAAGAUGUCGGAUUUCAUGGAAGACCAAACAAGCCUGACGACAGUUGUUAUGCGUUCUGGGUGGGAGCUACCUUGUGGGUAAGAUGCUGCUUUUUUAGAGGAAGUUAACAGUUUUUUUAAAAUUAGAUGUUUCAGGAUAAUAUUAAUACCUAAUAUGAAUAAGUAAAAUUUAAAAAUUGGUUUAUAUUGUUUUAAAAUUUUUUGUUUUUAAUUCAUAAAUUCAUAUAAAAUUAACGUUAUAGAUGCUGAAUGCUCACCACUUGGUUGAAGAAAAGAGCCUCAGGGGAUUUCUGAUGGAAACUCAAGACGAUUGUAUUGGUGGUUUUGCCAAAUAUAUUGACUCUAACUCAGGUACGGUAUUUUCAAUUUUAAUAAGGAAAAAAUUUUAUUUAAUAGUGACAAAUCUAUAUAAAGACUCUCAAAGAAACUAAAAAAUAUUCAUUAUUCGGAGGGUUCUUUAUAGGGAAAUUAAACAGGUAAACCUCCCACUAGCACAAAAAUACAGAAACUUCUUUAUACAGAGGGUUACGUUAUAGGACAGGCAUUUAUAUGGAGAUUUCACAGUAUUUUUAUUAUCCUUAGCUUUUCAACCUUAAAAUUAAAAAAAAACCAAAGUAUAUAACGUAUUGUACAAAAAUUUUCUUCAGACAUACUGCACACGUACUUUGGUAUCGCGGCCUUAUCCAUUUUCGGAGAAGCGGGUCUCUGUCCCGUCUACCCACCUCUCAACAUACCAAUGCGCGCUUUUGAACAUUUGUGUAAAUUGAACCGCUUCCAAACAUAA